This is a messenger RNA of Labeo rohita (rohu), 2033 nucleotides long. Its product is annotated as CD48 antigen. The transcript has 4 exons. The record is from RefSeq and is a predicted model, not a curated record. Lineage: Eukaryota; Metazoa; Chordata; Actinopteri; Cypriniformes; Cyprinidae. The coding region runs from base 36 to 689 and encodes 217 amino acids.
UUAUCACCACAGAAGCUGUUUCAGGUAAAGAUGAGAUGAAAGCAGUGGGUGAUGAAGUGUCUUUUCGUCCAACCAACAUAAAUCCUCCGGUCACCAGCAUUAUAUGGAAACACAGAAGCAGCAGUGGAGUUGUUGUCAAGGUGAUUGAAUGGGAUGAUGAUGGUUUUGCCAUCCCGAAUCAGAGAUUCAAAGGCAUCACAACUCUUGAUGAGAAAACUGGACAAAUCACUAUAACUAAAUUAACUGUUGAACAUAGUGGAGUUUAUACCAUUGACAUCAACAGUAAAGAGCAGGAACAAAGAUUCAGCUUGGAAGUUAUAGCGCCGGUCCCCAAACCUGAGAUACAAAUAGAUAGGAGUGAUAAAAACCCUGAUAUGGUGUAUUUAAUAUGCGAAUACAGUGAAACAAUCAUCUGGAAGAAUUCUGCUGGAGAAAUACUGGAGGGCUCAAAUCACAAUCCAAAAGGAGAGUUCAUUAUAAUCGAAAACAAAAGAAAUCCAGACAACUACUACACCUGCACACUCAAGAACGCCGUGAGUGAGAAGACCAGUGAUCCGGUCUAUGAGAGAGAUCUGUUUAAAGGUGAAGAUGUGAAGAAUGCAGCUUUAUUUCAUCCAGGCGCGGCUCAUUCUGUCCCAGUGUUAAUUUUGUCACUGAUUUUUCUUUUAGUCGUAGUUUGUGUCUUUUAGUCGGUCACAACAUGACUUAAGCAGUGUUGGGGGUAACGCAUUACAAGUAACACAAGUUACAUAAUCAGAUUACUCUUUUUCAAGUAACUAGUAAAGUAACACAUUACUUUUUAAUUUACAAGAAAAUAUCUGAGUUACUUCUUCAAAAAAGUAACGCCAUAACAUCCUUUAUGUAUUUAAUCCCAUUUUAUUUACCAGUGUCUUUGCUGCUGACCUUUGUUGAUCCAAUUCAACUAUACUCAUACACAAAACUAACAUUUGUGCUUCAUUUUUCUCAUUGCUGAAGAGUGUUGAACUUCCUUCUCCUACAGUUCUACUGUACAGAUGUGAAUUUACUUUUCCUUCAGCCUUAGGCUUAUUUAUUUCACUUUUUGGUGUGAAAGGGCUUUUACAUUUGCUAAAAAUCUAACUUUUUAUAUUAAAAACAAACUCUGUUUCACUCUGUUGAUAAUUCCACAAUUUUAGUCAAUAAAAAGAAAAUAAUUUAUCCAACAAAAAUGUGUCAAACUGUAAUUGACCUUUAACCAAACAUUUUCAAAAACCUAUAAACAUCUAUUAAUCAUACAUCUAUAAAACAACAUGAAAAGCCUUAACAAAGCUAGUGUACAGUUGACUAUAAAGCCUGUAUGUGGCAGCCUUGAGCAGCUUGUGCUAAUGAGAUACAAUAACAUUUAUCUGGUAAUAAUUUAGAAUGCUUAAUUAUCUACCCUAGUGAAAAAUAAAUAUACUAAAAUCUAUUUAAAAUACAUUUAUUUCAUGCUAAGUAUAUUACGAAUCAUGGGCGUCAGAACCAUUGAAUGUGGGUGGGACAGGACCACUUUUGAAGACCAAUGAUAUCGGACCCACCCACUUUUACUGUCUCUAAUUCGGCGAAUAUGUCUGCGCACUUUUUAGAGCGCCAUCAGUAAAAUCCAUUCCACAUGACGAAUGCCCUAAUAGAUUAAGCUCUAUGCUCACACAUAUGAACAGGCACCAUCUGGGGUGGGGGAGUGGACGGCGUGGGCGCUUCAGGCGCAAUCAUCAAACAUAUUUCAAAGGAAGCAGGCGCCACGUUGCUGACCGCAUCGCUGUCUUUUAUAGGAAAAGGGAAAGAAGCAAUCACUGCAGUCAACAAUCACAUGGAUAAGACACGUCACAAAUACAAUAAUGGGCGACCUGGGCCAUCAAGGACAUCCAAGGGUUCAGAUACAGGAACCAAGGCUUGACAGCAGGGCAUAAGGGCGCAAUCAGCCUCCACAGCAAAACACCCUUCACUUAUACCUGUGACACACACAUACACACACUCACAAAGACACAACCACUCCAGCCAACACUCAUGAAAGCACCAACACCAGAAAUCCACCA